Bicyclus anynana (squinting bush brown) is the source of this 888-nucleotide messenger RNA. RefSeq lists its product as uncharacterized. The transcript has 3 exons. NCBI's taxonomy places the organism in Eukaryota, Metazoa, Arthropoda, Insecta, Lepidoptera, Nymphalidae. The record is from RefSeq and is a predicted model, not a curated record. Bases 216 to 803 code for a protein of 195 amino acids.
UCCACUCAAUGACUUUAUGACGCCAAUAGCCGGGUCCACACCGGACGAUCCAUCGCGCUCCGAUCGCGCGCGGCAGCAGCGCGAUCCAAAGAUGCAGGCGGUGUGGACGUGCCGCGCGCGAUCCAUGCGCACGUAUUGGAGCGCGCGCUCCCUACCUCGCGCGAUCCGUGUGCGGUCGGUUUUUGUGCCAGCCUCAAAGGUGCCUCAGUUGCGUGAUGCGCGCGGUGUGGACGGUUGUGUUGGUUCGCGCGAUCCACCUCGCCAUGAACAUCUCAGAAAGUCGCCGUUUGAUAUCGCUUUAUAAAGAAUUUAAAUGUUUAUGGGAUCCCAAAGAUUCUAAUUACACCAAUAGAGGUGUUAGAGAUGAUGCUUGGCGUCAGAUUUCUUGUGAAAUGGGGAAUAAGUCGAUCGAGAACCUAAAGAAAAAAAUGCGAUCUCUGGCGGGAGGCUACAGAAGGGAGAAACACAGAGAGAAGCAAAGCCGUAUAACUGGAUCCGGUGCUCAAGAUACAUAUAAAUCAAAGUGGUUUGCGUAUGAUGACUUCGACUUUAUGGCGGAUAAAAAUGAACCCGGAACCACACGCGAUACAUUGGAACAUGUAGAAUCUGAUACGACUGAAGGGGAACUUGAAGUUAAUACUACAGUGAGCGAAAACGAGAACAGUAACAUUACUAGUGACACACAACCGGAGAGAGCCAACCACCACACAGAUCAGAGUAGAGAGCAGAAUGAUCAGAAUGCACAAUCCAGUGUCCAAACAACAAACAAAAGAACAAAAAAAAAGAAAGAAAACUACUUCUAAUAAUGCAGAUGACAUAUCAGAUGAAACUCUUUCAGAGGCUUUCCAACUUCUGCAACAAUGUGCUCAGCCACCACAACCGGAAACU